GAUUUUCAGUAGCUAUAUGUGUCAUCGUAUCUUCUCAUGAUUUUGAUGACGUUCACCCUUAUUUAUCUACCGCAAAGUGCUGCAGACUGCAGUACCACGGUCACAAUUGGUAUCAUCGUAUCUCGUUGAUACUUAGAAAUGUAAAGUAUUACGAGAUAUAUUUAAUACGAAUUUUUUCAAGUGGUACCGUUCUAUCUCUCUCGAUUGCUAGCCUAAAAUUGGAUCUAAUCUUGGUUUCUUAGAAUAUACUAUGGAUGACGAGCUUGAAGAUAGAAUCUUAUAUCAGACUUACGUGUCUCAUAUGAAACUGAUGUCAAAGUUCACAGUGGGUAUUCCAGCUGUCUUAAAUGCUGCUGUCAAUACACCAUUAGGUUACUUUUGGAGAAUCAUGAGAAUCUAUGCUUUUAAACCAGAGGUAUUAAUUUGCUGCACACUUUUAGCAGUAAUGCUUCUCUAUAUACAAGCUGUUGAUCCUUGGAGUAGAAUGCUAUUCGAUAAAAUUCAAUAUACUCUAGGACGUACAACAUCUAAGGUUUCAAAAUUGCAAUUUCUUGUCAAUGAUUCUGUAAAUAAUGGGGUAAAACUUAGCUGGGAAUUAAAACAAGGGAAUAUAGCAGCUUAUGCUGUUCAAGGUCAUAGAGCUCGCAUGGAAGAUCGCUUUGUUGUAAAUGAAAAUUUAAAUAAUACCGGUGUAUCCUUGUUUGCAGUUUUUGAUGGUCAUGGAGGAGAGUUUGCCGCAAAUUAUGCUCGUGAUAAACUUAUUCCAAAUAUAAAUAAAAAGGUGAUAGAGCUAAAGGAUAUGAUAGCUGGUAGAUAUUCUGAAAUACAAAAAAAUAAUCAAAUAAAUAAUCGGCCAACAUUUCAAUCUGAAAAUAAAAAAGAUGAAAAAACAGACUCAACCACAAUUGAACGUAAGAAAUCUUUUCGUAAAACUGUUAGUACUUCGAUAACGGAUGAUUGUAUGAAAAAUAGUGUUGGCGUUACUGAUCCAGAAUUAUUGGAUAAAUUAGAUAGUCUAUCACGGCCAAUCACAAGGGAGGUAAGACCUUGUAGAUCAGGUGAGACUCAACCUGAAAUUGAUAUGACAACCUAUUUAGAUGGAGAUAAAAUAAAUUAUGGUAGACUAUUAACCGAUGAAGUUUUGGCAGUAGAUCGGUUAUUAGUUAAAGCAGCUAAAAAAAACAUGGAUGUAGCAGGUACCACUGCUCUGAUCGCACUUUUAGAAGAUAAUAAAUUAGUAGUAGCAAAUGUUGGUGAUUCUAGAGGUGUAAUGUGUGAUGGAAAAGGCAAUGCGAUACCUUUAUCGUUUGAUCAUAAACCACAACAGGAAAGAGAGAAAAAGAGAAUAUAUAAAGCUGGUGGAUUGGUGACAUUCAAUGGAGUUUGGAGAGUUGCUGGUAUAUUGGCAACAUCUCGAGCUUUGGGAGAUUAUCCAUUGAAAGAUAAAAAAUUAGUGAUAGCAGAUCCAGACAUCUUAACAUUUGAUCUAAGCGAUCACAAUCCUAUGUUCCUUGUUUUGGCAUCUGAUGGACUAUGGGAUACUUUUACAAAUGAAGAAGCUGUAGCAUUUAUCAAAGAACGUAUAAACGAGCCACAUUUUGGUGCAAAAAGUAUUACAUUACAAAGUUAUUACAGGGGAUCUUCAGAUAAUAUCACAGUAGUUGUAAUCGACUUACGAGAUAAGAAAUAUAAUGGAACAGAAUCAAAAAGGAAUCAGUAAUUACUAUCUUAACUGUUUCCAAAGUAUUAUAUGAUAAAACUUCCUAAUGUUGUUUUUCCAACAACUCUUCUAGUCAUUAAAUUCAAUUUAAUAUUUGAAUUUAUGAAAGCGAAGAGAAAGAAUGGGUAUAUUAUUACCACAAUAUUGUGAUUUCACCAAAUAUGAUAUUUGAGAGGUUAUUAAUGUGUAAAAUAAGAGAUUAUUCAUUUUUGUUAUCAAUUUUCAUUUGUUAUUAUGAUAAUAUAUAUUGUAAACUAUA
Messenger RNA from Vespa velutina, 1979 nucleotides. Its product is annotated as protein phosphatase 1L. Gene Ontology annotation, molecular function: protein serine/threonine phosphatase activity; cation binding. Bases 251 to 1720 code for a protein of 489 amino acids. Gene Ontology annotation, biological process: protein dephosphorylation. The record is from RefSeq and is a predicted model, not a curated record. NCBI's taxonomy places the organism in Eukaryota, Metazoa, Arthropoda, Insecta, Hymenoptera, Vespidae. The transcript is spliced from 9 exons.